AGUGAUUGGCUGGCCGCAUGUGUUUGGGCGCUUGCAGGGCCAAUUGCCGCCGGACGCAGCGAAUCUCGCGACCAUGCGCCGUCUCUACGCGCCCGGCCCAGACCAUCACCGGCAUGCCCAGAAUCCGCUUUUAGUGCCGUGCUACCCAUUUGACGUGCCACUGAGUGGUAAAUCAUGCCGAGAAGGAGGUCCCUAUUCACCUCUCCCUGGCCUCCAGACUUCAUUCAAGAUUCAUUCAUCCUUCUGCAUUUUCUUGAAUUCUUCUCUCAAAACGUAUCCAUUAAAUAGUAUCGUUGUUGUAUUGUUGAAGUCGGACUGUCUCGGACAUAAUCUCUCACGAACACCACCAUUGUCACAAGGGUCCGAAUUUCGUCAGGUAACUUGGGUUUGGCCUGGUUCAAGGUUGGGUGAAGGUCACUUCCUCGGUUCAGCAUGGUGUCAAACGCGCGGAUUCCGAACCCCGGAUGGCGGCUGCUAUGGCUAUUUCUAUGUAUAAUGAUACAACUCCAACUCGUCAGAGCUCAGACAGCUGUCUCGACGCUCUUCGUGCCCGACACGGACACCAUCGUCUCCUUCAACCUACCCCCUAACUCGGAUGAUAUCAACUUUUACGUUAUAACCCCGGACUGGUAUCAGUAUACCGCCAUCGGGUUCGGGACGUCCAUGUCGGAUGCUUUGAUGCUCGUCAUGUACCCCUCUGCAGACCACAAGGGCGUGACAGUCAGUCCACGGAGAGCGACGGGCAACACCGAGCCGGUCUACUCCCCGGCAACCCAACUAACCCUCCACGAAACCACCAUCAAUGACAACUUCGACAUGAUCGUCAACGCCACCUGCCGCGGCUGCCAGCUCUUCACCAAGGUUGGCACGGCGGCACCCAUGUUGUUUGCCGUCGGCCCAGGCCUCGACCUCAGCUCAGACGACCCGGACGCGCGGAUACGACGGCAUAGCGCCUACGGCCGCUUCACCCUCAACCUCACCCGCGCCACCGGCCCAGGCGGCAUCGGCAACCCCACCACCACGACCACCACCACCACCCCAGACGCGAUCCUCUCCAGCGAUGACGGCAGCCUGCUCAAGGGCGGCGACGCCAAGGCCGCGACCGCCCACGGCAUCCUGUACGCCAUCGUGGCGCUGGCCGUCGCGCCCUUUGACUCGCUCGUUGCCGGGGCGCUCGGCGCGCGCUGGGCGUGGGUGCACGGGGUCACCGCGACGGUGUAUUUUGCGUUUGUGCUCGGGGCAAUGGUGCCCGGGGUGCUGGUUAGUGGGGAGCAUGUGGCGACUCAGCAGUUCCGCACCGGUCACCAGGUCCUUGGCCUGCUCACCGUUGUUGCGCUGACGGUCAUGUUUGGUUGGGGUAUCGCCCUGUCCUGGAUCAAGCGCUCUGCUAAGAAGCGUGGGCAAGAACCCCCCGAGAGCACCCGGUUGUUGGGCGUCGUCCAUCGGUGGGUGUGCAGGGGCAUAUGGGUGCUCUUGCUGGUCAAUGUUGGGGUGGGCUUGAAAUUGUCCGAACAGAGGAUGGUGUUGAUCUUGGGUUACGUGGCGCUGGCCGUGGGUGUCAUCGCCUUCUUAGUGCCCGUCUAUUUCUGUUUGUGGAGGAUCUCGAAGAAAAGAAAGGAAAAGGAGGAGGGGCUUGAGAUGCCGACGAUUUAUGAUCAUCACGGUUUCAAUUGAGCUUGAGGUAGGCCAUGGCUACCAUGGGCUUUUGGCUGGAGGCGUUGGUAUGGUUUAACUUGAUAAUCCCCGGGCAGGUUCCUGGCGCGAUAUAAUUACAUUUUAUUAUUC
Chaetomium fimeti is the source of this 1785-nucleotide messenger RNA. RefSeq lists its product as uncharacterized. Bases 433 to 1674 code for a protein of 413 amino acids. The record is from RefSeq and is a predicted model, not a curated record. NCBI's taxonomy places the organism in Eukaryota, Fungi, Ascomycota, Sordariomycetes, Sordariales, Chaetomiaceae. The transcript has 7 exons.